Messenger RNA from Podarcis muralis (Common wall lizard), 1968 nucleotides. The record is from RefSeq and is a predicted model, not a curated record. NCBI's taxonomy places the organism in Eukaryota, Metazoa, Chordata, Lepidosauria, Squamata, Lacertidae.
AUGACUGACCUUGGAGAUGGAGUGGAUUCCAGGAUUGAGCAAGAUCCAUUCCAGAUAAAAGCCAAGCAAUAUGUCAAUGGUGAUGAACUGGAAGGGAAGAACAAGGGGGAGCACAACAGAAUCCACAUAGUGGAGAAGUCAUAUAAAUAUUCAGAGUGUGGAGAGAACAUCCGUCAGAGCUCCCAGUCCACCUCCCGUCAAAGAAAGAGCUUCGUUCAGAGGGAUAGCCUUACUUCACAUGAAAGAGCACAGAGUAGGGAGAAACCCUAUCAGUGCUUGGAAUGUGGCAAGAGCUUUAAUCAAAGCACAAAUCUCACUUCCCAUCAAAGAAUUCAUACAGGGGAGAAACCCUAUUACUGCUUGGAAUGUGGGAAGAGUUUCACUAAUAGCUCCCAUCUGACUUCCCAUCGCAGAAUUCAUACAGGGGAGAAACCCUAUCAGUGCUUGGAAUGUGGAAUGAACUUCAGUCAAAGGGCCAAGCUCACUUUGCAUCACAGAAUGCAUACUGGGGAGAAACCCUAUCAGUGCUUGGAAUGUGGAAAGAGCUUUAGUCAAAGUGCACAUCUCACUUCCCAUCAAAGAAUUCAUACAGGGGAGAAACCCUAUCAUUGCCUGGAAUGUGGGAAGAGCUUUAUUCGCAGGUACAGUCUCACUUGCCAUCAAAGAAUUCAUACAGGAGAAAAACCCUAUCAGUGCUUCGAAUGCGGGAAGAGCUUUGGGGAGGGGGCCAAACUCACUUUGCAUGAAAGAACUCAUACAGGGGAGAAACCCUAUCAGUGCUUCGAAUGCGGGAAGAGCUUCAGUCAGAAGGUGAAUCUCACUUUCCAUCAAAUAAUUCAUACAGGGGAGAAACCCUAUCACUGCUUGGAAUGUGGAAAGAGCUUCAGGCAGAAGGUGAAUCUCACUUCCCAUCAAAGAAUCCAUACAGGAGAGAAACCCUAUCAGUGCUUGCAGUGUGGAAAGAGCUUCAGUCAGAGGCAUAGUCUCACUUCGCAUCAAAGAAUACAUACAGGAGAGAAACCCUAUCAGUGCUUUGAAUGUGGAAAGAACUUCCGGGAGCGGAAGCAGCUCACUUUGCAUCAAAAAACUCAUACAGGGGAGAAACCCUAUCACUGCUUGGAAUGUGGAAAGAGCUUCAGUAAGAUGGCUAAUUUCACUUCCCAUCGCAGAAUUCAUACAGGGGAGAAACCCUAUCACUGCUUGGAAUGUGGAAAGAGCUUCAGGCAGAAGGUGAAUCUCACUUCCCAUCAAAGAAUCCAUACAGGAGAGAAACCCUAUCAGUGCUUGCAGUGUGGAAAGAGCUUCAGUCAGAGGCAUAGUCUCACUUCGCAUCAAAGAAUACAUACAGGGGAGAAACCCUAUCACUGCUUGGAAUGUGGAAAGAGCUUCAGUAAGAUGGUGAAUUUCACUUCCCAUCGCAGAAUUCAUACAGGGGAGAAACCCUAUCAGUGCUUGGAAUGUGGAAAGAGCUUCAGUAAGAUGGUGAAUUUCACUUCCCAUCGCAGAAUUCAUACAGGGGAGAAACCCUAUCAGUGCUUGAAAUGUGGAAAGAGCUUCAGAAGGAGCUCCCAUCUCAGUUGCUAUCAAAGAAUUCAUACAGUGGGGAAACCAAAAAAGAGAAAUAAAAGAAAAAAUAUUAAACAACCCUUACAAAAUACAAUUGUAUAGAAAAGAGAAAGGGGGGGGGGAUAUAAACUAAAAAUACUGUUUAUGACAUUUGUGUCAUAUAUAUCAUAUCAUUCGUCAACACAUAGAAAGGCAGGCUCCCCCACUUCUCCCCUGUGUGACCCCCUCUUCUCCCCGUAUCCCACCCAGAGAGAUCCUUCCUUCCCUGCUUUCCUUGCAGGUCCCUCGGACCUCCAACUGUCCUCUUCGUAUGUGUGUCCUCCUAAAUUCAAAAUAAAGGAAUCUUAAUAUAAAAUAUUAAAAAUAUAAAAAAUUACUAAAAAAUAGAUGAUGAUGAUGAUC